GAGUUGCAUUGUAACUUCUUAUCUCGCAACAGUCGUGCGCCGUAACUUCUCGUGUUAAAGUCACUUCUCGUUGCGCGUCGAGGAUUCUCACCUCGUCAAGAUGACGGGCACCAACAACACACUCGGGAAAAAUGCCGAAAAUUGCGAGGGCACGUUGAACAGCACAGCGAAAGUACGAGCAAACGGAAAUUCAGAUGAACAUGAUUACGUGAAUCUGUUCCGGAAUACGUUCGACCGAAGCUUAUUCCCGAGUGACUUCGACGAGUGGACGGUGUGCCGGAGAUAUGCCUGGAUAAAUGACAAUCUCUCCAAAUUCUACCCGAACGUGCCAGAGUCCUUGCUGAACUUUAUUCCGGCUUUCUUUUGUCAAGAAGAUUGCGGUCGAUCUCCGGUGGAGAAACCCGAAUGGUUGGAUAUGAACAAGUACCGCAGAGGGCAAAAAUUCGUGCAGGAUAAUUUCACCGGAAUUACCAUGACCAUAAUAUUGUCGCUUUUACCUGCUUACACCUUCGAUGGUAAUCUGAGUCCGAUUAUCCUGAGUGACCGUACUCAUACGCCAUAUUUAGCGUUCAAAAGGUAUUUAUCGACCAUGUGCCGGAUGAUGAACUGGUUCACCGGAGAUCCUUGGACCAAGGGAACGCCUGCGUUCAAGGACAUGCAAGUUGUACGUAAAAUGCACAAGGUGAUGAGAGCCAAACUGUCGCGGCUUAAUAAUCACGAAGUCGACGACGCGUGCAAAUUCGAGAAUCCAUGGUGCCCGGAUCGCGAAUUGCUGCUGAAAGAUUUCGCCGAGGCAUGUCCGUUCGAGAAGAUCGGGCAACGUCCUUACAAGUCGUUCGUCGAUCUGCCAUUCAAGAGGAAGUACAUAAACAACGCCGAGAUGGCAAUGAUUCAAUGCUGCUUCGUAGGCUUCAUUUUACUUUAUCCGCAAGAAUUUGGAGUGCACGAUGCAACGGAUGAGGAUUUCGAGGCUUUCUGUCACAUCUGGAGAUGUUACGGGUAUUACCUCGGAAUGGAAGACGAAUAUAACUUCUGCCGUGGCAGCCUUGAGGAAAUAAAGCAACGCUUGCGGGAUUUCUAUCAAUAUUGGAUGAUACCUAAUUUGAAGGAAGUGACACCCGAGUGGGAACACAUGACCAGAUGCGUCGUCGAACCGUUCAAUUACUUUCCCAUGAUGUACAUGUCUUACAAGUCCGCGGUAUUACUCGUUACAGAUUUAUUUGACAUAAGCAUGCCGCGUUUGCACGCGUCUCUCAGCUAUGCAGACUGGAUCGCUUAUAAGAUUUGGAAAUUUGUGCUGCGUUACGCUUUGAAGCUGUCAAGCCUAAGAUUACUUUUUAACAAAGUGGUACUGAAUUCACUGAAUAAAAUGGUGAAUUGCAGCCCGGAAAAAGAAAUGCAAAUUCACGUGCUGUCUAAGAAGGAAACGCAGGAUUUUUCUAUCACAUUUUAAUAAUAAAGUAAUGAAAUUUUCUUUUAA
Molecule: messenger RNA, 1480 nt
Organism: Wasmannia auropunctata (little fire ant)
Lineage: Eukaryota; Metazoa; Arthropoda; Insecta; Hymenoptera; Formicidae
Exons: 4
Coding region: 101-1453 (450 amino acids)
Source: RefSeq, a predicted model, not a curated record